This is a messenger RNA of Funneliformis geosporum, 1423 nucleotides long. The record is from the annotation of a GenBank genome assembly. NCBI's taxonomy places the organism in Eukaryota, Fungi, Glomeromycota, Glomeromycetes, Glomerales, Glomeraceae.
AAUGUUACAACCUUCAUAUCCUCUGGAGUUGGCAGAUUGGUGCCUUCUUUUCGACGAAAAUCUUCCUAAAGAAAUUGCAACUCAUUUUAUUGAUCUUCCAGUAAAACGGUAUGAUGAAAUACCUGAAUUUUUGUAUUCCAUACUGGAUCUUCUUAAUAAACUGAACGACGCAUUCACGGCUUAUACCACAAGUCUUAAUUUAAUAUCAGAACAAGUAAUCACACCAAUCAGAAAAGAAGGGUUUGCUGAAAGAGUAGAAGAAAGAGAACUUGAUGUUGUGAAUAAAUAUUUGGUGAAUUCUGUGAUCAAUGCCUCUGAUAUUUUCGGAAAAGUAACUUUUCCAUCAUACUAUAACAAACUUAAAACUAUCUGGAAAACUAGAGAUUCUGAGUCAAAUUUUUAUGUACUUGAUUUAGGAGAUGGAGACACACAGAAACAGGGUGAAUUGGAUUCGUUGUAUGAAAGGUUAAUAUUGGAAGAUGAAGAAAAAUUCAUAAGUGAAAAGACGCAUGAGUAUUUAGCAUUUUUUGAUGAUAUUGUACCUGCUCAAUCGAAGGGAGACAAAGCAGUUAAUAGUUAUCUUGUAGACGAAGGUAAUAAUGAGACUAUAGAAGAAAACAGUGAAGUAGAGAAAAUAGUACAUCAAUUGGGUAGUAAUAUUUCCAACCAUUUUGACAUCAUCACAAAAAUGAAUGGUACUAUGAAUAAGACUCCUGAGCGGACAUGGACAGCCCAUGUAUUAGCAUACAUUUUUUUUAUCACUUUUUGUUUUAUUGACUCGUCGCAGUAUUUUUCAUAUGAAAGAGACAUAUCUACAAAAAUCAAUAUUCAAGAUAAUAGCUAUAAAGUUGAUGGAGUAUUAGAGCUUUUCGAACGACUCAAGCAAAUUCCAUUGUUUUUGCUUGAAGUGUCAGAAGGGCCUAAUAAUCCAGAUCCAGACAAGAUUAAUUAUAAUAGGCGUAAAUUACUGAGCGAGGGUGUCUUUGGUCUUAAUAAAUUUAUGUUGACUGAUAAAAUUGAGAUUGGCCAGUUAGGUCCUGAUUUAUAUUUUUUUGCAUCAUUUACAAUCCCAGUUCUUAUGAUCCCAACUUCUGAUACUGAUCUAAAUCAUGUACCUAGACUUAUUAGAACACUUUUAUGUUUACGAUACAAUCUUGUUGAAAAGAUCAAAAGGUUUAUAGAGUUUAGAAAGGAAGGACAAGAAAACAUAACGAUGUCCAAACCCAAGUAUGCAACCAGAUUCACACCAGGAUGGCGAAAAGCUGUGACGUUUGCAGAAUUUCUGCCAAAAAUAUCAAGAGAAGAAGGAAAGAAAGUGAAUAGUAGGGGAAGAGGUCGCAGUAGGGCUGUAGUAGGGGUUCUGCAUGAGUUUAUGUUUCUAUUUUCUUGUAUUAAAAUAUUGCAUUAUUCUGUUAUGUCAUAA